UUCCGGUUUUUCCGGUCUCGACUCGUCAGACCAUGCGCGCGCGUAUUGCAGGGCUGCAUCCUACAAUAUGUCAAGGUUAACAAAUAAAGCUCGCGGUGUGUGUGUGUGUUUCCUGACGAGUGGGUGGAAAUGUCCUCAGCGUGUGUCCACAUCAUCUUCACUCGCCUCUGGAGGGAGGAGAAAAGAAGUAAAGGCAGGAUGUGGAUUUUAUAGCACUAACUCAGCAAGGCCAGAGUUUAAUCCAGCUGCUUCAUGGGCCACCAGAGCUUGGACGGAUGUUGCACAUGGACACGUACAAAGAAGAGGACUUUACUUGACCGUUCCCCUUGCAGAAGAAAACGCACUUCAGUCCAGGGAGCUGCCAGAAGCCAUCUACGAGAAGCUGGCCGAUGAGACGCUGGAUGCACUAGCAGAAUAUUUUGAGGAUCUCACUGAUGAGAGCUUCACUGCGCCUGACUAUGACGUGGUGUUUUCUAGUGGUGUCCUGACUGUGAAAGUAGGAGCUGAUCAUGGCACUUACGUCAUCAAUAAACAAACACCCAACAGACAGAUUUGGCUCUCCUCUCCUAUAAGUGGGCCGAAACGUUACGAUUGGACAGGAGAGCGCUGGGUGUACGCUCACGAUGGCAUGGCCUUGCACAAUCUGCUCUCUAAAGAGUUAUCUGCCAUCUUUCAAUCAAAUAUGGACCUGUCACAUCUCCUCCAUUCUUGAAAAGGACUAGAGGACGAGGAAACCACCAGCCUCGUGUCUUACUUUCAGGAACACAAAUAUACAAGCAGAAAUGGACAGAUGUGACGUUCACCAUUGCUCUUCCUUCAGAUCAGAAAUAUUUUAUUGACUCGUACUACUAUAUCUUCUGAAGAAAGACCUCUCCCUUUCCUCCCAUAGUGAAGAUGUUUUUUUGUUUUUUUUAAAUACAAAAUUUAACUCUUGACAAGUGUUCUCGGAGCAUCUGGCAGUACAAAUCAGCUCUUAAAGUGCGUUUAUUACACCUGCCAUCAUUUAAAUACCGAGGCCAAAUUACUAUUCAUAGUAGCAUGUGGAUUCAGUCGGAACGUGUUCAUUCAGUAAUCGUUCUAUUGUAGUCAUCAACCCCUUUAAGCACUGCUCUCUAUUCAAAAAUCCACUUGUUCAUUAUGGCGUAGGGUCGAGAGUGCUCUCACAAUCCCUGCCAGUGAAUCUGGUUGGAUUACAUUCGGAUUAAAAAGGUCAUUUUUGAACGGCGCACCAGCAAUGAACGAGACAAGAGAGCACUCUUUGUCAUUUGGGGCUAUUAAGUCAAUGCCAGUAAUUUAGAGAUCUGGACAUGGCUAGACUGCAGGCAGUGGAGUGGAGACUGGAGAGAGGAAGAGGGAGGGGAUUAUUAAAAAAAAAAAAGCUGUAGAAGUGCUGAUCAGAGCUGACUCUUCUGACUCUGGGUCUGACUCUGAGGUUUGUUUGGUGUUUGUUCAGUACGUUAUUUCGGUAUUAGUGUGGGACAUAUUUAAGUAUGGUAAUUAAAGGUCUGUAAUUAAAGAAUCAGUCCAUCAAUCAGCCAAUAAAUUCAAGGCGUGUGCUAGUCAAUAUGUACCCAUGUUACACUUAAAGCUGUGAGUCAUCCUCAUCUAUAAAACGUUUUUUUAUUUUCAAUUUGUGUUUGCACAGUAUGUUGUUGAUGAAUAUCUGUUCAUGAAAAAUAAAUUAUAUUCUUAUUAA
Molecule: messenger RNA, 1696 nt
Organism: Pangasianodon hypophthalmus (striped catfish)
Lineage: Eukaryota; Metazoa; Chordata; Actinopteri; Siluriformes; Pangasiidae
Gene: fxn
Product: frataxin
Exons: 6
Coding region: 68-712 (214 amino acids)
Biological process (GO): intracellular iron ion homeostasis; iron incorporation into metallo-sulfur cluster
Cellular component (GO): mitochondrion
Molecular function (GO): ferrous iron binding; iron chaperone activity; ferroxidase activity
Source: RefSeq, a predicted model, not a curated record